AACACAAAUUAUUGUACUUCAGAACUUUUCCCCGCAUUCCAAAUUUCUUCUUCGGCUAUUUGUUAUGUUUCCCGCGCGCGCGCGCGCCACGUCUUUGGGACGCGUCGGCUUCUUGGUGCGGGACAUUCUGGACCUGCCGGACGCUGCGGGGACGUGCUGCAGUUCGGGUGCCGAAGACCCGGAAGAAGACGAGGCCGAGGCCGAGAAGAACCGCGCCGAGUCUCGCCUCAACUUGUCACUGCACGCGCGUGCGGGCGCGUCACCGGACGAGCCGCGCGACGUCGGUGGCCGUAAAAAGCGUCGCGUCCUCUUCUCCAAAGCGCAAACGUCGGAACUGGAGCGUCGCUUCCGGCAGCAGCGCUACCUGAGCGCGCCCGAGAGGGAGCACCUGGCCGGCCGCAUCCGGCUGACCCCCAACCAGGUGAAGAUCUGGUUCCAGAACCACCGCUACAAGAUGAAGCGGGAGCGAGCCGAGCGCGCCGAGCGGAGCCUGGAGGCGCUGCGGCAGGCUCAUCGCGGAUUCGCCUCCACUCCCACCCCGACGGUUGUGCUUCGGGACGGGAAACCGAGCGAGCGGGUCAGCGGCCUGCUCGACCUGCGGUUGGCCUUUCCGCUAUACGCCCACGCGCACCUAAGCCAGCGGGCCAUCGCGAGGCUCACCUGCUGGAACGGCAACUGGACCUGAGCCGCGCGAGCGCGCACACGUCAUUGGAUACAAGCACUCUUGAAGCACUCUUUUCAUUGCAUUGUUUUUUCGUAUUUUUUAAUUUGACUUAAAAACAUGUUUUAUUUCACGUU
Molecule: messenger RNA, 798 nt
Organism: Hippocampus zosterae (dwarf seahorse)
Lineage: Eukaryota; Metazoa; Chordata; Actinopteri; Syngnathiformes; Syngnathidae
Product: homeobox protein Nkx-2.8-like
Exons: 2
Coding region: 65-685 (206 amino acids)
Biological process (GO): cell differentiation; regulation of transcription by RNA polymerase II
Cellular component (GO): nucleus
Molecular function (GO): DNA-binding transcription factor activity, RNA polymerase II-specific; RNA polymerase II cis-regulatory region sequence-specific DNA binding
Source: RefSeq, a predicted model, not a curated record